Drosophila navojoa is the source of this 978-nucleotide messenger RNA. It is a transcript of the gene pst, whose product is annotated as pastrel. The record is from RefSeq and is a predicted model, not a curated record. Lineage: Eukaryota; Metazoa; Arthropoda; Insecta; Diptera; Drosophilidae.
UGUAUUUAAUCUCUCCAUUGCAGGCGUAUGUUUGACAAAUUGUCAAAGGAGACGAUUCGCACACGCGGCGCUUCAACGGGCAAGCUGGACAUCAUUCGCAAUGUGAACGAGAUGCCCUCACGCAAGGAGUUCAAUGAUCUCUACAAGAUCAAUAAGCAGUUGAACCAGAAAGGCAUUCGACCCACCUUCGCUGCGGAUGGCACGGGAUUGAUAUUGAACAACGAGGUGAAGACCACAGGAGCCGAACUGCGAGCUAACUUGCAGCACAAUAAGGGACCCGAUGUGCUAGGCAAGGUGACGCAGUCAAUUCCAGAGAGCCACAAAGUGAAUGGAGUGCGAUCUAUUCCGGCCGCAGCCCUCAGAGGUGAUGCCUGGCUAAGCGCACCAACAAAUCCAUCGCUCGCCAAUCAAUUGGACCGAACGCACAGCAAUUAUGGCGAAGGCAUUGAUAUAUUGAGGCUCAGCAGUCUGGUGUGCGAUGGCGUCAGGAUCGCCCUUUCCAGCUAUGGACCAUCGAUAUUCGAGCAUAUUGUGAAUGCGGAGAGCUUCGAAACAGCUCUGCUCUCCUUGGCGGAUGUUCUGCCAGAGGCUGGAAUGAGAUUCGUACUGAAUAUGACGGAAAUAUUCAUGCAAGAUAUGUGGCAAGAUCUAUAUGAUGUACUGCAUUUCUAUCUGGCCAGCGAAACGGUGCUCUAUCAAAUUGGUACAAGAGUUUUGGACUAUUACAGCGGAUAUACGAUUACGGAGCUGCAUGACAAUGUUUCCGAUAUAUUGGCCGCUGCUCGCAACUACUUUUUGUCACUAAAUCCGAAUAGUAAUGACUCGCCCAAGAAAUGCGAUGUCUGUCCGGGCUACUAUAGCAUAUGUGAUCUAUAAACUGGGCACAAAGCGAAAGAAACCAAGGCACAAAGAGCUUAACACAAAUUAAAGGAAUAAAAAUAAACAUUUUAAAUAAAUAUUCAAAUAUUCAAUUUUGUA